Messenger RNA from Trifolium pratense (red clover), 1149 nucleotides. RefSeq lists its product as uncharacterized. Gene Ontology annotation, molecular function: RNA-DNA hybrid ribonuclease activity; nucleic acid binding. The record is from RefSeq and is a predicted model, not a curated record. Bases 1 to 1149 code for a protein of 382 amino acids. The transcript has 2 exons. NCBI's taxonomy places the organism in Eukaryota, Viridiplantae, Streptophyta, Magnoliopsida, Fabales, Fabaceae.
AUGGGCUUUAGAGAUUUGCAUGCAUUUAACUUGGCAAUGAUAGCAAAGCAGGCGUGGAACAUCAUGACAAAACCACAUUCUUUGGUGGCCAGACUUUACAAAGCAAGGUACUUCCCUAAUUCUUCUCUUCUUGAUUCCCAUAUUGGUCACAAUCCGAGUUAUGCUUGGUGUGGUAUUCGGAAAUCUCGGCACAUAUUAAUGAAUGGGUGUAGGUGGAUUAUUGGGAGUGGUACAAACAUAAACGUCAUGAAGGACCCUUGGUUGAGAGAGAAAGGUGGAACUUGGAUUCAUUCGCCGCAAGCACAAGGUGCGUACAAUAUUAAUGUUAAUAAUCUAAUGUUACCAAAUAUUAAGAGAUGGGAUAAGGAGAAAAUUGAAACUUUAUUCACCGAUGAGGUUGCAAAAUGUAUUCUUGAUAUUCCAUUGGUUGAUACGGUUGAGGGAGAUAAAUUGAUUUGGAUUGAUAAUAAUUAUGGUCAAUAUAGUGUCAGAAGUAGUUAUAAUUUGGUGAUGAAUAAUAUAGGGAAGAUGAAGAACACGGUACAACAAGAAAUUGGAAUCACAUUUGGAAAAUUCAUGCUCCACCGAAGGUCAAGCACCUACUUUGGAGGAUUUGUAAAGAAUGUCUUCCAACACGUGUUCGUCUUCAUGAACGAUGAGUUCUGCCAAAGAUAUCAUUCUUUCCAUUGUACAAACGAUGAUGCUGACACUGCUGGAAUGUUUGCUAUGUUGUUAUGGGUUCUCUGGAAUAACAUAAAUAAUAAGGUUUGGAAUGAUUCACAGGAGAUAGGGCGCAACCUUGGUUAUCAAGCACGACAACUAUGGCUGAAAUGGUUUUCUAUGCAGCGUUUACAGCAGGGAAGCACGCAUAAUGUGCAACAACAGGUUCUCUCUUGGCAAAAACCUCCCACAAGUUGGCACAAAUGCAAUAAUGAUGCAGGUUUCCAUAAUAAUUUGAAUAAAACUAGUGAUGGGUGGUGCUUGCGUGAUCAUUUAGGCAACUUUGUGCUAGAAGGAACUAAUUGGAGGGAAAGACAAUGCUCAAUAGUUGAAGGGGAAUCACUAGCACUUCUUGAAGCAAUGAAGGCCAUAGAGCAUCGAGGACUCACUCAUGUUAUUUUUGAAACGGACUCCCAAGAUUGUGGCUGA